Molecule: messenger RNA, 1653 nt
Organism: Nomascus leucogenys (northern white-cheeked gibbon)
Lineage: Eukaryota; Metazoa; Chordata; Mammalia; Primates; Hylobatidae
Product: adaptin ear-binding coat-associated protein 2-like
Exons: 4
Coding region: 156-473 (105 amino acids)
Source: RefSeq, a predicted model, not a curated record
GGUCUCUUCCUUCCUCACCUUUUUCCUCAUGUUCUCUCCCCAGGUGGGUGAAACAGCAGUGUGAAUUUGCAAAACAAGCCCAGAACCCAGACCAAGGCCCUAAAUUGGACCUGGGCUUCAAGGAGGGCCAGACCAUCAAGCUCAACAUCGCAAACAUGAAGAAGAAGGAAGGAGCAGCUGGGAAUCCCCGAGCCCGGCCUGCCAGCACAGGAGGGCUGAGCCUGCUUCCCCCUCCCCCAGGGGGGAAAACCUCCACCCUGAUCCCUCCCCCUGGGGAGCAGUUGGCUGUGGGGGGAUCCCUCGUCCAGCCAGCAGUUGCUCCCAGUUCAGACUCGGGAACAUCAGUAGGAGGUGCUCCUGUACCCUGGCCACAGCCCAAUCCUGCCACCGCUGACAUCUGGGGAGACUUUACCAAAUCUACAGGAUCAACUUCCAGCCAGACCCAGCCAGGCACAGGCUGGGUCCAGUUCUGACCUGAGCACAGUUUUUCCUCAUAUGACUUCUGGGAAGGCGCUCCCUUGUCUGGGCCAAAGGAAGGAGGACGAAGCCCUCCUCAGCUGGCCGGUGUUUGGAGCAUGAAUCUCUCCUCUCCUCCUUGUCUGGCUUUGUUGACAAACUGGGUAUGUUUGGCAGUAAAUUGGCACCGUGUCACACUGUUUCCUGGGAUUCAAGUAUGCAACCAGAACACAGGAGAAGAAAAGCUCCAGGAUCCCUGUCCCCAUCUGUCCUCUUGACAUGAGAGACUCUGAGACUUCUUCCAUCGCAAUGACCCGUAUUAAACACAAGCCCCCAAAGCAAAAGAAUAGGUUGAGUUUGCUGCCUAGAUUCAGAUCAGCCCUUCCCAGGGUCUACAGGUGUCACAUGAUCACAGUUCAGCAGGAGGCUUUCCGUACCUAACACUGGCUGUAGCCACUUCAGUUCAUCUGCCCUCUAGAGGAGGGGUUUCUUCCUGAUUUUUAGCAGGUUUAGAGGCUGCAGCUUGAGCUACAAUCAGGAGGGAAACUGGAAGGAUUAGCAGCUUUUAAAAAUGUUUAAAUAUUUUGCUUUGCUAAUGUGCUGAUCAGCACUAACUCAUCUUUGCAAAAGGAACUGCUCCCUCAGCGUGCCCCAGCAGGGGCCUCUGAAGGGUUUCCUCACUGUGGGCAGCUGCCCUGAGCUUCAGGCAGCAGUGUUCAUCUCUGGCCAGUUGUCUGGUUUCCACGUAUUCUAGGCCAGGUAGGCAACACAGAGCCAAGGUGGGUGCUGGAAGCCAGACGGAACAGUGUUGGGGCAGGAAGGUGGAAGCUGUUGUCAUGGAGCUGUGGGAGUUGGCACUCUGCUCAUGGCCCUCUCGGCUCACAGGUUCACAGUGCAGCUCCUGGCAGACUUAGGUUUUCUCUUUGGUGGUUUCUAAAGUGCCUUAUCUGCAAACAACUUCUUUUCUCCUUCAGGAACUGUGAAUGGCUAGAAGGAGCUCAGUAAACUAGAAGUCCAGGGUUGCUUGGUUUACUGGUUUAUAAGAAAUCUGAAAGCACCAUUCAAAUUCCUUUUAUUAACUCACCUCUCAGUUGAAAGAUUUCUUCUUUGAAAGGUCAAGACCGUGAGCUGACAAAAGUGUUGGCCUUUUUGCGGGACCAGAUUUUUAAGAUAAAAUAAAUAUUUUUACUUCUGUCA